AACUCGGCUCAGAACUCAAAAAGACCUCGACACAAGCAUACACAAAAAUCUUUAAAUAUUCAUCGGGAGUUAUAGAACAAACCUUAAAUAUAAGUUGAAGGAGCUGAAUUUUAAAACAAAAUUACCAUCAAAUAGUAGAAUAUCAUAACCAAGAAAGAGAUAUAUGAAGUAAACCUAAUGAUACAACAGAGAAACCAGGUUCCGUGAAGCCUACUAGUUAAAAUGGAUAAAACAGCAGAACGUCAGGUUAGACUGGAAGGAGUGGAACGUGUGCUUAAAAUGUCCCAAGAGCGCAUAAAGAUAGCGAUGAUCAUACCGAAACUGCUGGAGCAUCCUGAAAAGCUGAAGAGCGUGCUGAAGGGCACCUGUUAUGAGGAGGUCCUGGAACCCAUCGAUGCCAUGAUUCACCACCUCGGCAAACAGACUGGAAAAUCUAAGCUGCCACACGAUCACACCACCAUGCGAAUUGUAGAUUUCUUUCUGGUCAACCAUAGCAUUCACAGAUUCUUCCCGCACCUGAAGCAUAACCUUAACGAGAGGGAUCGCCAGCUGUUGGCCGCAUUUCACUUUCUCCUGGAGAGCGCCCACAUGCAUCUGCACCGAUCUUCGAGAAGCGAGAUUACCAAGGAGCGAAAGCUGCAUGCCAUAUAUCACCAGAAUGUGGACAUCCAGAAGAAGAUCAAGGAGCUGAAGGCAAGCCUGGACUUCCAGAAGGUAAUUGGCAAGUGGAAGACGGCAGCCAAGGGAAUCUAUCUAAUGAAGGUCGAGGAGGAUCUGGCCAACAAGAAGUGGCAAAACAAUGUGGCCAUUCAGAACGAAAUUGAAAAAUGUAAUCGGACGAUGCGUAACUACCACAAGGGCAGCAUGGACAGGCAAAAGGAACUGGAGGAAGAGUUAAAUAAUGCCCGGGAAAGUUACGAAAAGAUGACUAAGAAGAAUCUGGCCGAAGAGCAUGAAUUGCGAAGCGAAAAAAACAAAUUGCUUUUGCAACUACAGAGCAUGCUUAAAAAAUACGACACGAGUCUGGGCGAAAAGAUGCGCGAGAAUCUGGUGGCACAGGAUCAGUUUCUGGUUGCCAAAAAGAUCCUGGACGACUUUAUGGUCCAAUUCAAGCAGGAGGAGCGUGUCUACAAGAAUAUUGUGGUGAAACGGGAGGAGGAAGAGCGUCGUAUCCAGCAGCAAAAGCUAGUGAUCUUCAUGAUGAAUCGGGCUGCGGCCAAGAUCCAGAAAUACUGGCGCAAAUGGAAGAAGGAUCAGCGCAAGAGGAAGCGCCAGGGAAAGGGAAAGGGCAAGAAAGGAAAAUAGUUGAAAAACUCUAUCUCUACUUAUUUCUACAUUGUACCAUUUAUAUGUAGAAAUAAAAAUAUAAUGCAAUCUACUCAA
Molecule: messenger RNA, 1383 nt
Organism: Drosophila subpulchrella
Lineage: Eukaryota; Metazoa; Arthropoda; Insecta; Diptera; Drosophilidae
Product: dynein regulatory complex protein 10
Exons: 4
Coding region: 223-1305 (360 amino acids)
Source: RefSeq, a predicted model, not a curated record